CCCAGACGGAUAGAGUCCUCUAACUACCAGCUCUGACGCACUAUUUCUUGGAUAGAAGGACACCAGACCUGUUAAUCGACAUGUUUUCACUGAGGUUCUUGGAAAUGUUGGUUCUGGUAAUCCUCCUCUGGAGCAUCCACACAGAGGCUAAACCACUGAGAAAGAGGACUGUCAGUGAGGUGCAGCUUAUGCACAAUGUUCGAGAACACAAACAAGUAGGAGAAAGGCAAGACUGGCUCCAGGAAAAGUUGAAGGGAAUUAUUGUGGCCAGCUCUAAACCACUACAUGGAAAAAUUAUGAACGGUGAAAGAUCCAGACCGGGCUACCCCCUGUCCGGGUGA
Messenger RNA from Maylandia zebra (zebra mbuna), 341 nucleotides. RefSeq names its product parathyroid hormone 1b (gene pth1b). NCBI's taxonomy places the organism in Eukaryota, Metazoa, Chordata, Actinopteri, Cichliformes, Cichlidae. Gene Ontology annotation, molecular function: hormone activity. Gene Ontology annotation, cellular component: extracellular region. The record is from RefSeq and is a predicted model, not a curated record. Gene Ontology annotation, biological process: intracellular calcium ion homeostasis.